AUGGAAAGUUCGAAUAACUAUAAUAUAAAUAUACUCGAUUUAUCUGAUGAAAUGUUACUUGCCAUUUUAAAUAAAUUGAAUAUGGUCGAUGUACUCUAUUCAUUAGUAUAUGUUAAUAAACGAUUUAAUCGACUAAUACUUGAUCCUUUUUAUAUUCAUAAUCUUGAUUUGACUGUUAAACACUCAUUACUUCAACGAGUUUCUCCAUUAGAUAUCGAAAAGAUUGAUACAAUUUGUAAAAGAAUCUUAGCAAGAAUUCAUCAUCAUAUAUACAAACUUACUGUUCCAUUAUAUUUAAUAGAAUCUAUUGUUAAUAUUGAUUAUCCUCAACUUCAAUCUUUAUCACUUGUCAAUUUUGAAGAAGAAAAAUUCUUAGAAUAUUUAACAGAAGAAACAUUUAUUUAUCGUUUAUUAACUAAUCAAAUUACACAUCUUAAUGUCGAUAUUUUUUUUGAUAAAAAAGAGUCAAAUAUAUUUUUAUUAAUAUUAUGUUUGGGCAAACAUUUAACUGAUCUAACAUAUUAUCAUCACUUCUCAUCUGAACAUCUAGGACAUCCAACUUUUGAUCUACCAUUAACUCAUAUAUGUUCAACUUUAACUAAACUAACCAUUAAUGUAACUACAUUUGAUGAUUGUCUUUAUCUUCUCGAUGGAAAUCUUCAAUCUUUAACUGCAUUGAUUAUUGAUAUAAAUAAAAUCUCCGAUUCAUUAUCAAUCUUAGAUAACACGAGAAAACUUCCCCAACUGAAACAAUUUUCAUUAACUUCGUAUCAUUUGACAUAUGUUUAUGAUGAGAAAGUUAUUCUAUUACUUCAUCGAAUGAUAAAUAUCGAAGAUUUAACAUUAUUUCUCAAUGUAGUAAGAUUCAAUUCUACGUAUAUUGAUGGUACUCAUUUAUAUAACGAUAUUCUUGUUUUUAUGCCACAACUUCAAAAAUUUACCUUCAGUAUUAAUACUUCACUGAGUAACAGUCAGAUUGUGUUUCCAUCGAAUGAUGAUAUACAGUAUAGUUUCAUCGAAAAAGGAAAUCGACAUGUUGGUUCAUAUGUUCAGAAUAGAUUAUCUAUGCAGAUCGGUCAAUGUCAUGUUUAUUCGCUUCCAUAUCAAUUUGACAGUUAUCUCCUUCUGUGCAAUUCUUUUCAAGGUGGAAUAUUCGAUAAAGUUCGAUCAAUGAAAAUGAUUGAUACAUAUCCAUUUGAAUAUGAAUUAUUUGAAAAGAUCUCUCAACAUUUUCCUUUUCUCCAAAACUUAACUUUGGAUAAUUUCGAUGGACAAAAGGAUAAACAACAUUCAUCUACAUUUAUCACAUUUCCACAUCUUGAACAACUGGAUAUUACGUUUACGCAUGUUGAUUAUGCUGAACAAUUUCUCUUUGAAAAAAAUACUCGUUUAUCUCGUUUGCUGGAACUUCAUAUUGGUUAUGAUACAUUAGCAAUAGUCACAAAUAAUUUUACCAAUGAUUUAGCUCGUUUCAAUUGUUCUCAAAUAAAACGUCUUGUUACAAAAGAAUUAUAUGUUCCUCCUAAAGAUUUUCAUUUAUAUUUUCCUUUAUUGUAA
This is a messenger RNA of Rotaria sordida, 1557 nucleotides long. The record is from the annotation of a GenBank genome assembly. Lineage: Eukaryota; Metazoa; Rotifera; Eurotatoria; Philodinida; Philodinidae.